Molecule: messenger RNA, 2043 nt
Organism: Hansenula anomala
Lineage: Eukaryota; Fungi; Ascomycota; Saccharomycetes; Phaffomycetales; Wickerhamomycetaceae
Exons: 1
Coding region: 1-2043 (680 amino acids)
Cellular component (GO): membrane
Source: RefSeq, a predicted model, not a curated record
AUGUCACUACAAGAUUGGAUACAAGAUGUCCAACCAAUCUCAAAGAUCUAUGAGAUCCUCGAAGCUUCCAAAAAUGUCCCCGAUGAAUGUCCUGUUAACGAUCCAUUGGGCGGUGUUGACAUAAGGUGUGGUCCAAUCUUGAGAUUGAUUGGAACUUUAGAAGAUAACACUGAUAAUUAUAGAGCUUCAAUUAUGUUGGUUGUUAAAGGUUCUGAAAUUCCAAAAGUCUCAUAUGUUCAAGGUCCUGUCAUUCCAGAUUCUUUAGAUGAAUUGGCUAAAGGUGAAUAUAAACAUCAAGUGUUUUCCACUGUUGGUGACUACAAAUUUUACAGAUUUUUAAUUGAUACAAAGUUGAUUGCAAAAGAACAAAAGAUUAGAUAUACUGUUAAUGAUGUCUUAUCUUAUGAAUUCUUCUUACCUGCAGCUUCUCAACCUAUGAACAUUGUGUCAUAUUCAUGUAAUGGGUUUUCUUUAUCAACACAAACUGAAACUUAUAAAUCUUCAUUAUGGUAUGAUGUCUUGAAUCGUCAUCAUUCUUCUCAGCGUUAUCAUGUUAUGCUUGGUGGUGGUGAUCAAAUUUAUUGUGAUGCUAUCAAGAAUGCUUCAAAAGUGUUCCAUGAUUGGUUAGAGGAGAAAAAUCCAGUCAAGAAACAUCAUCAAAAAUUGACUAAAGAGAUUAGUGAUUCUUUCCAUGAUUUCUACAUUAAUCAAUACAUGAAAUGGUAUGGUCAAGGUUUCUGGAAAGGUACUAAUGGUAAAAUCUUGGAAGCUUUAUUCCCAGUUGCAAUGGCUACAAUCCCUUCAAUUAACAUUUAUGAUGAUCAUGAUAUUAUUGAUGGUUAUGGAUCUUAUCGUGACUCUACAAUGAGCACUGAAAUCUUUAAAGGGGUUGGUAAUAUCGCUUAUCAAUACUAUAUGCUUUUCCAACAACAAGUCAAUUAUAAAGAUGAUGAUGAAGCUUAUUUGAAAGAUCCAAGUUGGAUUCUUGGUAGUAAACCAGGUCCUUAUAUGGGAGAAAAAAGUCAUUCAAUCUUUACAAAAUUGGGGAAAGGUAUUGGAUUCCUAGGGUUGGAUUGUAGAACUGAAAGAAAAUUGAAAACAAUUGUCACUAAAGAAACUUAUGAAUUAGUUUUCAAAAGAUUACAAGCUGAAGUUAAAAAAGAUCCAUCAAUUAAACAUUUAUUAGUGUUAUUGGGUGUUCCUAUUGCUUAUCCAAGAUUGGUUUGGUUAGAAUGGUUAUUAAAUUCUGUGAUAUUGGCACCUGCUAGAACUUUAGCUCAAAAGGGUAUCAUUGCAAAAGGAUUGGUUAAUGAAUUUGAUGGUUCUGUUGAAGUUUUAGAUGAUUUAAAUGAUCAUUGGUGUUCAAAACAUCAUAAAAAGGAGAGAAACAAUUUGAUUGGUAAAUUACAAGAGUUUGGGUCGAAAAAUGGUGUUAGAGUAACUAUUUUAUCUGGUGAUGUUCAUUUAGCAGCAGUUGGGCGUUUUAAAACUAAAAUGCAUUUAAACCACUUCUUCAACAAAGAGAAAUAUCAAGAACAUAACGAUGCCGUCAAGUCAAAACCUGAAGAAGAUCCAAGAUUAAUGUUCAAUGUUAUUUCAUCGGCAAUUGUCAAUGCUCCACCACCAGAUGCUAUGGCUGGUUUAUUAAACAAAAGAUCAGGUAUUCAUCAUUUCGAUCACAAUACAGAUGAAGAUAUGGUUCCGAUCUUUACAAAAGAUGUUGAUGGAUCCAUUCGUUCAAAUAAAGAAUUCUUAAACAAGAGAAAUUGGGCAGAUUUGAUUUCAAUUCACAACAUUCAAGAUAAAGAAGGUUAUAAGGUUGGUGACGAAAGACUACCAGGUCCUGUUACAGGUAUUCCUGAAGGAUUGAAAAUUAGAGAUGAAAGAGAUUUAAGUUACAGAAUCUCGGAAAAUUCUUUAAUUGCUACAAUUCAUGUUGAAAAAAACCAUGAAGAUAUCAAAAGUGAAACCUUGGGUUAUGAAAUCGCAAUUCCGGGUUUAAGUGGGAAGUAUCAGCUAGAAAAUAUUGGUUUACGAGCUUAG